Babesia bovis T2Bo is the source of this 4418-nucleotide messenger RNA. Its product is annotated as HAD ATPase P-type IC family protein. Gene Ontology annotation, molecular function: P-type transmembrane transporter activity; ATP binding; ATP hydrolysis activity. The record is from RefSeq and is a predicted model, not a curated record. Gene Ontology annotation, cellular component: membrane. NCBI's taxonomy places the organism in Eukaryota, Apicomplexa, Aconoidasida, Piroplasmida, Babesiidae. The coding region runs from base 103 to 4386 and encodes 1427 amino acids. The transcript is spliced from 10 exons.
GCGCGACACUCCGCAAUACACCCUAUAACCGAUGUCUUAAUCUUUUUUAUUUACAUUGGCAAGAUUUUAUAUUACAUUAUUAAUUCAUAAGUGUCGCAUACGAUGUAUCGCUUUGUAAUACUAGGCAUAUGUGCAAUAUGGUAUACACCUACUUCCAGGGCGAAACGAAACCUCUAUAGGGGAAUAGGUGAUUCCAUAGCACAUUCGCAGGAUUCUAUAUUAGAACAUGAUCUGCAUAUUUUGAAAGGUGAUAAGCUAAUAACAGAGCAUCAUAAUAUUGCUGCCAAUGUAGGAAAAACUGAUCCUAGUCCAUCUAGACAUGGUGGACUGUACGUAGCAUUGAAUAACGUAGACAGCGAUGUAAACCACAGGGAGCUAUUAUUAAACAAAUCUGAUGAUGAAAAUGAAGAAUCAUCGGUUGAUAGUACGGAAUCCAAUGGAAAUGGUGGAUCUAAUGAUCAUGAAGACCCUUCAGACGGCCCAUGGCCAACAUAUCCGUACUCUCGUUGGUGUAAAAGCGAGGCAACUUUAAUAUCGUCUUCUGAACUGUUGGCUUUUAACAUGAUAGCGAUGGCAAUUUUGUUGUUAUUGGCCAUUUGGCAUCUUGCGAUAGCGUUAAUGUCACGUCCCUCUAGUGAUGGGUAUGAACCUCUGGAUCAACUACCUACCAUAACAGUGUCUGACGAAUCUGACGUAUAUAUACAGAUGAAACAGCAGGGCUACAACUUCACAACUCCUGGGAAGUAUGUCAUACGAUCUAUGAUUCUAUAUACUGCUUUAUGCCAAAUAGUUGUAACAGCUUUAAUUUGCAACGAAAUGUGCAUACCACUGGUAGACGGUAUUGGAGACUGGGAGUUACGCGCUAAACCAUUUUUUAUAUCGUGGCUGAUUGGUUUUUUUUCAUUGAUGGCCUGUGUCAUGCUUCGUAACACGUACAUUGGCAAGCGUAUGUUUAUGGUUCCCCAAAGUCUCCAAUCAUGCGAAUACGUUCAUAUAACGGAUUAUUCGCAUACUUCUCAUCCUGGUGAACAAGAUAUGUUGCGAUCGUUGCGAGAGUGGCUCAGUACAUUAGGAGCAUAUUUGAAGUUGAAGUUUAACAUUCCUGACAGCGUACUAAGGGUAACUUUUGACAAAUACAAGGAUGCAGCAGCUCGUUUGUACGUUAAAGUAGAGUAUUCAGGUGAUGAACGGUACUUCUACUACCAAUGUGUGAAAUACACUUUCAACUCUCAGAGUGGUGUUUUUGUGGACUCUAGUUCUAGGGUGACGAAUUACCUCAGGAACACCAACCUAACAGAUUUGCUUGAUAACGGUGGAUUAACUGAAGCUGAAUCAUAUAGGCGUACUAAUGACAUUGGUAAGAACAUUAUUACCGUUGAGCGAUUAUCCUUUUCUAUGUUGCUUUACCGUGAGAUUACGGACCCUGUUUUUUUCCUGCAAUUAUAUCUUAUAUUGAAAAGCAUAUACUGGAAGAGUAUCAUCAGUGCCCCUAUUUGGGGAAUAAUGGUCCUGUACACCAUAGUAAAGAAAGUGAACAUUAUCAAUGAGCAGCAGAAAGAUUUACAUCAACUGGCCAAUGCAGCUUCAAGUUCUACUGUCACUGUAUUACGCGAAAAUAUGACUAAAUCGGUAGCUGCUUCAGAACUGGCUAUUGGUGAUAUAGUUAGGGUAGAUUCUGAUUGGGAGGUGCCAAGUGACAUGGUUAUGCUUCGUGGCGAUGUGAUUGUAGACGAGAGUGCAAUAACAGGUGAAUCAAUCCCAUUGCGAAAGAGCAAAUUGAGCCUUGAUAAAUAUGGAUAUUCUCUUUCCGUUUUUGAUUUUAACAUUUCCAUGCCUGUUUCUGGAUCCAAGCAGGAGCAACACAAGUGUGUUACCGAACACAUGCUAAAAGCGGGUACUCGCGUUAUUUCAGUCGUUGGUAACGAGGAAAUUGCUGCAUCUGCUGUGGCUGUCGUAAUUGCAACUGGUGUAUAUACCACAAAGGGUAAGCAGAUGAAGGGUGUUCUAUUUCCCAAUCAAUUUAGGUUAAAGUACGACACUCAAUUACCCAUGGUGUUUAUAUUAACUUGCAUAUACGCAUUUAUGUGCUCAUCAUAUCAAAUACAAUCUCUUGGAUGGAAUAUGACUUCUAUAUUUUACUGCCUGGGUACCUUAUCACAGGUAGCACCAGUAUGGGCCAGUGCCAUGAUGUCUAUAGGCCAAAGCAGGGCUUGUGAACGUUUAGCGAAAUCAGAAUCUAUUGGCUGCAUUGCACCAUCAAGGAUAGCGAUAUUUGGGAAGCUCCGUGUCAUGUGUUUUGACAAGACUGGUACAUUAACCAACAACGCUUUGCUUUUCGAUGGAAUUAUGACAUCGUGGCUGGGCCAACGAGGACAUGAUUUGAUACUUCCAGAUGAUAUCAAGAACCACAUAACGUCCAUAAGAAAUACCUCAUUCAUCGGUUUUAGGAAGGACAAGGAGACUGUGAAUCAGAUAUUGUCUUUGGCUGUUGCCACUUGCCAUUCUGUAUUUCCUCGUAACGACGACAACCUGGGUAACCAGGUUGAUAAAUCCAUGUUCAACUCCACUGGUUGUAGCAUCGAGCAGUUUAUCGACUCUGACGGGAAUACUAGAAGGUAUAUCAGGUGCCCCAACAACCGUGAUCUUGUGAUUGAAGUGCUUCGUACAUUCGAUUUCCACUACCAAAAGAAGUUAUCGUCCGUAGUAGUUGCCAUAAAGUCUCCUAACGCCGAUAAGAGUGCAGUUUUUGCUUUUGUGAAGGGUGCUUAUGAAAACGUUGCUGCAUGUUCCAAAGGAAACAACAGCGACCUUGAUACUUUGUCUAAUGAUCAGGCUAAGGCCGGUGCUUACGUGCUGGGUGUAGGUUACAAGGUGUUAUCUGACGACGAUGCGAUAUAUAAGCGUGAGGAUGUGGAAUCCAAGCUUAACUUGGGCGGUUUGCUAAUAUUCAACAACUCAGUGCGUUCAGAGAGCGUUCCCGUAAUAUCGACGUUGCAGGAUGCCAAAGUGCGUCCUGUUAUUCUAACAGGUGAUAAUAUUCCCGCGUCGCAAUAUGUCGCGAAAAGUGUUGGCAUGUUAGGCGACAAUGGUGAACCAGGCCCAUAUGCUCAGAUGAUUGAUGGCAAUCUAGUCUGGCAUUUUCCUCAACACCCUUUAGAUGAGGAGAACUUAUACUUCGGUGCCCACUGCGUUAAUCUCGCGCUAACUGGUGAUGCAUUCGAGCAUAUCGAGACUGAAUGGGAAAGCAUCCUUCGCACAUUCGGCAGGUGUUCGAAUAAUAAAGCGACCAACGAGGCCUUGUUUGAGCAGUUCCUUCUCCGUGUGCGUAUAUUUGCCAGAUUGAACCCUCACCAGAAGGUGAAAGUAAUAAACGCGUUCAAGCGUUUGGGUAUAAUCACUGGGAUGUGUGGUGAUGGCACUAACGACUGUCUGGCAUUGCAAUCAUCGCAUGCUGGUUUAUCGCUAACUAAUGGCGCCUCAUCAAUGGUGGCUCCCUUUACUUCCAAGAACAAUAAACUGCAAUCAGUGAUCACUUUAAUAAGGGAAGGUCGUGGUAGCCUUGUGACAUCAUUGGCUUGUUUCAAGUUCAUGCUGUUGUUUGGCCUGAUGAUUGCACUUGUUAAAGUGUUUUUGUUUAAACGGUGCCGUGGCGUUAUGCCUGAAUGGGGAUAUCUAUUGCUGGAGAACGCUAUUCUAUUAAGCCUCAGUCACACCAUGGCGCUAUCAAGACCUAGUGAAAAGCUGCGGAUACGCUCGCCAACCUCUAGUCUCCUUGGUCCGCUUACACUUAGUUCUAUUGGACUUAUGUUUGGCGUUAACUUCAUAUUCCUCACGCUGCUAUUCAAGCUCUACGAGUACACUGGUAUACCCAGCAGCCUACAAUAUAAUCGCCAGGUUGACGCUGCGAAGUGGUGGAUAUUAACCGAUAACUUCGAGGCGCCCACUGUAUGUCUAUGGCUGUGCUAUCAGGUGGUGAAUGCGGCUCUGGUAUUCAGUUUUGGUGGUAUAUUCCGUGAAUCUGUACUGAGAAACACUUACUUUACGCUGACUUGGUUAGGAAUCAACAGCAUCCUCACGGGACUUCUUUUGACAGGGCCAUCUAAGUUCACGUGUCUUUUCCGCAUCAACUGUACUGAUGAAGUGUCACAAAAAACUGUGUUUCCAGUCUUACGGUUGAUGACAACGAGUGCCAACGGUCACCCAUUCCACGGACAGGGUGGUCACAACAUCCUUCCAACGCAGUUCAGGGUACUCUUCCUCGCUCUCAACGUAGCCAAUGCGGUAAUAAACGGUCUAAUUUCUUACUUUUUGCUCGGAAGCGAAUUCCCCAAAGCGAUGAGUUCACUCAUUGGGCACAAGUAUAGCGCUGACCGCAUCAGUGUAUAAGCCUGUUUUUAGGCAUUGAAUACACAUUAGUA